GCAAAAAAAUCAGUAAUGUCUGGACAAAGCAUUUAUCAGUUUAAAGCUAGGGCUAAUCACUCAGCUCCAGUAAUAGGAGGGUCACUCUACCUGUGGGGAGGGGACCAGCCUGAUUUACCUGAAGUACACGAUUCACCUCAAAAGAGGAAACUGACCUCAACAGUUGAGACAUUUUCCUUUUCAUCAGCUCGCUGGUCCUCUCACCUAACAAGAGGCACUCCUCCAUUAGGAGUUAAUGGCUACUCCUGUACCACCUUUCGUUCUAAUAUUUAUUAUUAUGCUGGCUGGUGUGGUCAUGAUAAUUGUUUCUACAACAGUUUAAAUGUCCUAAAUACACUGACCAUGAGCUGGACUCAAUUGCAUCCUAAUGAUGAGUCCAGGAUGAAGAAAGCCUCUGUUGGAAUGCUAUCAAUGGAAUUUGAAGGAACUGACUAUCUUUUUAUGGUCGGAGGGUUAGGUACUACACCAGCUGUCAAACAUCCUCAGUUUCAAUAUGAUCAGCUUAAGGAUCGACGUGUUCUCACUAAUGAACAGUUACUUUAUAAUCUAUCCAAUGGACAAUUCACUAUUCCAUCUGUCACUGGACAGUGUUGUUUACCAACUAGCGAAUUCACAAUCAACAAAAUUAGUCAAAAUAAAGGAAUAUUGUUUGGGGGUGCAGUAACUAAUGAUGGUCUUGCUACAACUACUAAUAAGGUGUACAUAUUUAACGUGACACAUAAUACAAUACAUUGGGAGAGUCUUAAAAAAGGAUCAAUAUCUGGUGAGGGACUCUGGCCUAAGGAGAGAUAUAAUCAUGCUAGUGCUAUCAUCAAUGGUGACUCUACCUCACCUGCACUAGUAGUGAUUGGUGGACUGGGUAAUAAGAAUCAACUAAUGAAUGAAUGUUUAUUAUUUGAUGAUAUCACUACUGGUCAGUUCAGUUGUAAGAAGAUUCCUCUACCUGAAUCUGUUACUGGUAGAUACUUUCAUUCACUCACAGCAGUCACAAUGUCACCACACUGUGUAUGGCUAGUGAUUGUUGGAGGAUGUGAAGAGCUUCUAUGGAAAGAUGUUGGAGGAGGAGUGGAGAAGCCGAUGCAUACAUUUAUCACUGAUACUAAUAGACUAACAAUGAUAUAUGAAUUAAUUUAUAUUGAAGCUGCCGACAAAUUUCAUGAUAAUGAAACUGUAAAGAGUGAGAAAUUGGAAGAAGUAUUAAAAGUACAGGCACAGUUACAAGAGAAACAGAUUAUUACUGGUUAG
Amphimedon queenslandica is the source of this 1245-nucleotide messenger RNA. RefSeq lists its product as uncharacterized. The transcript is spliced from 7 exons. Lineage: Eukaryota; Metazoa; Porifera; Demospongiae; Haplosclerida; Niphatidae. The record is from RefSeq and is a predicted model, not a curated record. Gene Ontology annotation, molecular function: protein binding. The coding region runs from base 16 to 1245 and encodes 409 amino acids.